GAUGAUGAUGAUGAUGAAGAGGAGGCGUUGUUUGUGUCUGUGAGCUCUGAUGUGGACGUGCAGAGAAGCAGUGCGAUGAUCGCAAGCUCAGGUGGUUGGUCAGGUGACGGCGUCCAGGUGACGGAUGUGGAGGUGGGCGGGCCUGCGGUCCACUGUCCUCCAGAGCCGUCCACAGGGCGUCACGCAGAUCCUCCAGCCUCUGAAGACCUCAGUGAAGACACACAGAUGCCGACUGAAGAUGUUAAGAAAACGAGCUCUCCUCCACCUGAAGAGGCUGAAACGGGUGUAGUGGGCUCCAAACCUCCGCCCUCCCAGCCUGACGUGAGUCUGGCAGCAAGACCCAGACCUGCUCCCAGGUCAGCCGCCUCCACAGCUGCCAAACCGCCCGGUCCAGAAGCAAAGAGGGUUUCCAGAGUGGACUUAAAAACAGUCAGAGCUAAAGUGGGAUCACGCUCCGCCCCCUCCCCACCGAAACCUGCCACCCAGAAUAAAUCUGCCCCGUCCAAUGGGAAGAGAGCUGUGGUGAGGAAGGAGGUGCAGGCUGGUGAUGGAGGUAAAAGACAGCGGUCGUCUGCAGGUCCCAUCAAAGUGGCUGUGAUCAGAGCAAAGAGCAGGAACAUCAAGCCAAACCACAGGAAAGCAGCCGGGGAGCCGACCGUGCCGCAGGAGAAGAGUUUAUCCGUCAGCCGAACCCUGUCCACUUCGAGCAGCUCGCUGGGCUCCGAGGUCGCUGGGGAAAAACGCCUGAAUGCUCCCAGGAAGGCUGACCAGGACGUGCCCGAUAAAUAUGGAAAACCUGAUGAGGGGGAAGCAAAAUGCCCAAGUGAGGAGUGUGUGGAGGGGCAAACGGAGGGCUCAGGAGAGGCUUCGGUGUCAGCAGCCGCUGUGGAGAAACCACGGACGCCUACCAGGAAAGUCUCCUCCAAGCUGGGACCCAGCCCCAGGCCUCAGGGAAGAGGCACCAGAGCAGACCGGGGGCCCUCGGGACCAGCUCCGGGCUCAGGGACCGGACCUCCAGGUCAGGGCAGCCCCGGACCCAGGCAAGCCCAGACAGAUGGCUCCACGCUGGGAAAAGGUGGGCCGAGUGUUGGGAGUGGAGCUCCAACCACCAAGAGUCAGAGCAUCCCCAAACCUCGCUCCUCAGCAGUCUGUUGGCCCACAGCAGCUAAACCGACAGCCAAUCAGCAGCCGGGAUCAGCGGGGCGACCCGCCGCACCCACUGCCGCCUCAAAACUUCCUGUUAAAGGGUUACCCACAAGCCUUAGCUCCUCCUCACUGGGAAGUAACGAGAACAAUGGAGGCGCAAGCAAAGCAGCUCCAGCAGCUCCAGCAGGGGCCGUACCAGACGAGCGGCCCAGCGGAAGCACACUUCCUGUGGGCAGUCAGAGUGCAGCAAAGCCCUCCGUCUCCAGCAGCAGCACCAGUACUCCCAGUGACGCUGUUACAAACGGUCCCAGCACUGCUGCUCCAAAACCUCCCGCCCUGAGGAGCAGAGCUGUGUCUCUGCAGGCCAGGACCUCCAGCACAGGUCUGAAGCCUCCGACGAUCACCAACCAGAACGCAGCGAAGACGGCGCCCACGAAGUCGAGCCCCGCCGCCGGUCAGGGGCUCGCGAAGCAGGCGGUGCAGUCCCCGUUACAGCGCAGCGGCUCGGCGAGGGUCAGCCGGCUGAACGGCGCAGUGGAUAAAAACAACAAGCCGCGGGAGGCGCCGGGGAAAACGCCAUCACACACCGGCAGCAGCUCGCAGACGGCAGCAUCCACCGGAGGAAACAACCAGAACCUGCAGCUGCCUCCGCCCGACCUGAUACCAGAUGACGUGAAUGCUAACGCACCAGUGGCACCAGUUCCUCCAGUGCCUGCCACUAACGCCACCAAUACUGCCACGUCAGGAACCGCCGGACCCUCGACUCUCGGUUUGAAAGCGAGAACCGGGCCACGAUCCGGCCCCAGAGCCGGGUCUCGCCUUCAGGGCGCGUCCAGAGCUGGCAGCCAUGGAGGCGCGGUGGCGUCGGACGGGACGAACGCCAUCAAACAGAACCAGAGCAAAGAGCAGGCAGAGAAGAAGAACCAGGCCAUCGCUCAGCUGAGGAAGCUGCUCGUGCAAGGGAACAAAAGAGUGGAGGCUCUGGCUACAGUCAUCCAGCAUCUCUUCACGGAGCGUGAGGAGACCCUGAAGCAGAAGAAGGAGCUGUCGCAGGAGCUGGCCAACCUCCGGGACGAGCUGGUGGCGUCGUCGCAGUGCUGCGAGCGUCUGCAGAAGGAGAAGCAGGAGGCGCGCGUCGGCUUCGAGGAAGCGCUGACGACGUUGCGGGAGCAGCACCGGGAGGAGCUGGCACAGCUGGAGGAAAGGCUGACCAGUUUUUACCAAACGGAGUGGGACAAGGUCCACCAGACGUACCAGGAGGAGGCGGACAAAUGUCGCGUCCUGAUGGAGAAGCAGGAAAAACUCUCCGAGCUCACGGCGGAGAAGGAGGACCUGAGCGAGAAGCUGCGAGCCGAGGAGGAGAGGAGAAAGAGGAUGCUCACCGACAAGAAUCUGAAGGACCCGCACACCGUGUACCUGGAGAAGGAGCUGGAGAGUCUGAAGGUGGUGCUGGAGAUCAAGAACAACCAGCUGCAUCAGAAGGAGAAGAAGCUGAUGGAGAUGGACAAACUGGUGGAGACGAAUGUGAAGCUGGAGGAGUGUCUGAAUAAGGUGCAGCAGGAGAACGAGGACUACAAGGCCAGGAUGGACAAACACGCCGCGCUGUCCAAGCAGCUGUCCAGCGAGCAGGCCAUACUGCAGCAGACGCUGCAGAAGGAGUCAAAGGUCAACAAGCGGCUGUCCAUGGAGAACGAGGAGCUGCUGUGGAAGCUGCACAACGGCGACCUGCUGGCGAGCCCCCGCCGCCUCUCGCCCACCUCCCCCUUCAGCUCGCCCCGGAACUCCGCCUCCUUCGCCACAGCUGCGCCGUUAUCGCCCAGAUAACCCACCGCCCCCCCUGCGCUCCCCCCUCCCGAGUCGGAGCGGCGCCGCUGGACAUGAAGCCAUCGCAGACUUGUACAUUUUUAAAUAAAUAUCUUAUUUUGAAAAGACGCUGCGGCGGCACCGACGCACUUAAACCAGAUCGCGGCCCCGGGCUGAGCUCGCCGCCUCGGAGCGCCCGAUCCUCCCAGGAGCGUUCUUCCUCCUCUGAAGAAACCAGCAGGCACGCCUCAGGGUCUGUACAUAGCUCCUCCUCCCUGACCGCUGCUCCGCUCGCCCCCUCGGGGGGAAACCUUGGAUUUGUGGAUGUUUGUGGAAACGCUCCCCCUCCAAGGAGCGAAGCUCAAUCAGCGUUCCAAUGGGACGGAGACACGCCUCCCACAGACCUCUGUCCUGUCACGACCUCGACCUUAACCUGCUUUGUGGAAUGUAAUCACCCGUGGACGUUCGACGUAGGGGGCCGGCCUCAGAGCCAAAUAUGCAGACCUCCCCUCACGCCCUGAAAUCACCCGGUGCCCAAUCAGAUGUCUGCCCUGCCGUGCCCCUCCCUCACUGACACACUGGCCUGUUUUACUGUUUCUGUUGUUUGUCCUGAAAAACCUCAGAUUUACCCAGAAUGCCUCAGUGUACAAUGUUCUUUUUGUUGUUUUGAACAGAAUAAAUGCGACAUGACAUCAUA
Haplochromis burtoni (Burton's mouthbrooder) is the source of this 3646-nucleotide messenger RNA. RefSeq names its product microtubule-associated tumor suppressor 1 homolog. Gene Ontology annotation, molecular function: microtubule binding. Gene Ontology annotation, cellular component: nucleus; cytoplasm. The record is from RefSeq and is a predicted model, not a curated record. NCBI's taxonomy places the organism in Eukaryota, Metazoa, Chordata, Actinopteri, Cichliformes, Cichlidae.